This is a messenger RNA of Paraphaeosphaeria sporulosa, 306 nucleotides long. RefSeq lists its product as uncharacterized. The record is from RefSeq and is a predicted model, not a curated record. The coding region runs from base 1 to 306 and encodes 101 amino acids. NCBI's taxonomy places the organism in Eukaryota, Fungi, Ascomycota, Dothideomycetes, Pleosporales, Didymosphaeriaceae. The transcript has 2 exons.
AUGGCUGCUGAAGAGAAACAACUCUGUAAAGAGGCCGCCGAGAAGAAAGCAGCAAAUAAGUCGAAGUAUGCCAACCCACACUUGUCUAAGUAUGCGCGCUGGUUCGAUGAAUGUAAGGACCACCUCUUUCUUCGUCAAUUCUUCACCGAUAUAGAUGAUGGUAUGCAAAUAGAAUUCUACUCGGCAAAAACCAAUGAGAAGGGUUACAAGACGUUCUGGACGAAAAAGUACUCACGCCCUGACGAAUCUCCUACUAAUAAUCCUAAUAAUACCGCGUCGACGAUUAAGGCCACCAAGUAUCUUUAG